Molecule: messenger RNA, 709 nt
Organism: Capsaspora owczarzaki ATCC 30864
Lineage: Eukaryota; Filasterea; Ministeriida; Capsasporidae
Exons: 2
Coding region: 60-443 (127 amino acids)
Source: RefSeq, a predicted model, not a curated record
ACUCUUCCAUUUUGCCAUUUUGCCAAAGCAAAUUCAAGCCACACUCAAACAAAACAACCAUGCCCGUCGAGAACCAGGAACAGAUUGCCACUGACGUUGCCGUCGCCCCCGUCGAGCCCACCGAGGUCAAGGAGCGCGUGACCGAGAAGCGCUCGCAGGACGAGACGAUCGAGAGCGACAAGAUUGUCGAAACAGCAGCGACCAACGACGCUGUGACUGAGGCUCCGGCCUCGCCCGCCACCAAGGUUGUGCGUCUGGAAGAGUCUGCCGACAAGGCCGACGGCGCCAAGACGACCGAGGCGGAGGACAAGGCCGCCAAGGCUGAAGAAGCCAAGGCGAUCGACGACGCCAAGGUCGACAACGCCAACGAGGCCGCCAAGGACGAUGCCGGCAAGGCCGAGUCUGCCAAGGACGUUGAGGCUGUUGCUCCCAAGUCCGAUUGAGCACAUUGAAAGUGCGCAAUGAGAAUGCGACAAGGUCGCGUUUGCUUCAUUCUGCUCGCCUUUCUCUUUCAUUCUGCUCGCCUUUCUCUGCUCCUUUGCCCCCUUCCGUUAACAUGCUGCAGCAUGUGUUUGUUCAUGCUGGUGCCAUUGUGCUUGUGUUUUGUGUGUGUGUGUGUGCGUGUGUGUGUGUGUGUGCUUGUGAAUGUUUUGUGUGAGGCUCUCGUGACGAAUACAUCUCGAAGCCAAUCCAAAUCCCUUUUGCGCGA